AUGGCAGUCGUCACUCUCCAGACGUCGGCAUCACAGCCACUAUUUUCAUCAGCCGAGCCAGCGAGCUCAACGUCCUCAGCAGAUAUGUUACCAGUUUCAACCGAGCGAGACUUCACAACCAUCGAUGGACUUUUGCGAGCACGAUCUGGUGGUCACUUGGCAAAUGAGUCGAUUGUUGCAUAUCCAUCAUCGGGAACUGACUUUGACUACUACACACCUCGCCAGUUAGACAAUUUUGUCGAGGCGGCAUCUGUCACCUUGUCCAAAGUGAUUCCGCAGCGCCGCACCUCAGAAGACCCAGUCCAGGUGGUAGGUUUGCUCGGUCUAUCUGACUUUGAGUACAUGAUCACUCUUUUGGCUAUUUCCCGCCUGGGUCAUACCGUGCUGUUGCUAUCUACACGGAUUGCAGAGGAUGCAUACGUCAGUUUGGUAGAAAGUACCUCUGCCUCGUCUCUGAUAGCCCACCCUAAAUUCCAAAGUAUUGGCGAAAAGGUUGCUGAACGAACCAAAAUUGUGCUACAUGACGCCUUGUGCCCUGAGAAAUAUGACGGCUCUGCUGCUAGUGUGACUAAGUUGCCAUCAUCUAAUCUGGAUGGUACCAAAGAGGCCAGCAAUAUUUGUUGGAUCAUUCACUCAAGCGGAUCAACGGGCCACCCAAAGCCGAUCUAUCAAACUCACUCCGGUGCUCUACGAAACUAUGCCAACAAUUUCGGCCUCCGAGGAUUCAUCACAUUACCACUCUUCCAUGCCCAUGGCAUCAGCUGCCUCUUCCGCGCAAUUCACUCGCAAAAGCUAAUUUACAUGUACAAUGCAGAUUUGCCUCUGACAGCAUCGCAUCUCAUGGCGACUCUACAAGAGCACCAAGAGAUCCAGGUGCUUUACGCGGUUCCAUACGCGCUGAAGCUACUGUCCGAGUCUGAGGACGGCUUGAGGGUUCUCUCACGCCUGGAACUCGUCAUGUUUGGUGGCUCCUCCUGUCCAAAGCCCAUCGGCGACACUUUAGUACAGAAUGGAGUCCGCCUGGUGUCUCAUUAUGGAACCACCGAAACAGGUCAACCGAUGACAUCUUUCCGAGACCGUUCGGACUUGGACUGGGACUACGUUCGCCCAGGUCCAUCUUUGCUACCAUAUCUUCGGUGGGAGGAGCAAUCUGCUGGAAUCUACGAGCUGUGUGUUCUGGAAGGCUGGCCCUCCAAGGUCGCUAGUAAUCGCCCCGACAACUCAUACGCUACCAAAGACCUUUUCGAGAAGCACCCAACUACACCAAAUGCCUGGCGGUACUAUGCCCGUCUGGACGAUACUUUAGUUUUGGAAAACGGCGAGAAGGCUAAUCCGCUGGUCAUCGAGGGUGUUGCUCGGAAUAACCCUAACGUUGCAGAAGCGAUCGCCUUCGGGGCCAACAAGCCACGGCUUGGCAUGUUUAUUGUCCCAGCUGAGAACAGUUCUACCCAACAAGAGCAAGACUUGGUAGAUCUGAUUUUCCCAGCAAUUGAACAAUGUAACGCCGAAUCUCCUGCAUAUGCCUACAUGUCGCGUGACAUGAUCCACUUCCUGCCAACAGACGCCGUCUAUCGCAAGACUGACAAAGGAACUGUUAUCCGCUCGGCCUUCUAUCGUGACUAUCAGUCACAGAUUGAUCAGAUCUACGAUGUUGAGGAAGCCAGUGGAGAUCAAGUUUGUGAAGGCGCCGCCCUGAUUAAAUUCUUACGAGAAAAGCUCCUUGAAGUAGCACCAUCCAUCGAGCCAGCCUCAUUAGAAGAGAGGACAGACGUCUUCGGCUUGGGAAUUGACAGCUUGCAAUCGAUUCGACUGCGAACAAUUAUAUUGAAGACCCUUGAUCUUGGUGGUCAGAAACCCUCUCAGAACUUUGUUUUCGAGAAUCCAUCGUUGCAGGCUAUGGCGGAGGCUUUGAUUCGCAUGCGCCUAGGCGAGACUCUGAAGAGCGAGGUACCCGUUGAAGAACGGAUGUCAGCGCUCAUUGAGAAAUAUAGCGCAAACUUCAAAUCUCAUAUCCCAGUUUUUCAUGAGGAUUUCGGUGAACACAUCAUCGUCACUGGUGCGACAGGUUCUUUGGGUGCUCAUGUCGCGGUUCAAUUAGCUCAGUCCGAUCGUGUCAACACAGUCUACUGUCUAGUUCGGGCAAGUUCUGCUGAUUCUGCGCGUCGUCGUGUCCAGCAAUCUCUGCGUGCACGAGGCUUAUCAUAUACCUUUUCCCAAGUUCACGAACGGAAGAUUAUCGCAUUGCCAGCUGACUUGGGCAACUCCAACCAUCUGGGUAUGGAUGAAUCCUGUUAUAAAAUGCUGGUUGAAUCAGUCACAGGCGUCAUGCAUUGUGCCUGGUCGGUAAAUUUCAACUGGUCUUUGGAGAGUUUCGAGGGAAGCUGCAUUUCGGGAACUCGACACUUGCUGGAUCUUUGUUUGCAAGCUCGCCGACCCUCCCCUGCAAAAUUCUCCUUCUGUUCCUCAGUCAGCACGGUUGCACGGACACCAGGUCAUUGGGUUCCAGAGGCUCUCCCCGAGUCCCUCAGCUAUGCGCAACAAAUGGGUUACGCCCAGUCCAAGCUGGUAACAGAGCAUAUCAUCAACCGGGCUGCCCACCAGACGAAAAUGACUGCACGUGUACUACGAGUGGGUCAGAUCAUUGGUGAUACCGUUCAUGGUAUAUGGAACGCUACUGAGGCCAUUCCUAUGGUGCUCCAGACAGCACAGACGAUCCAUGCACUGCCUCAACUGGAUGAUCUCAUCUCAUGGACACCGGUCGAUAUCAUUGCCAAUAGCGUUAUAGACCUCACACUGGCUCCGCAUGCAGGAGAGGUGGUCAAUGUCACAAAUCCAACUUUGAGUCAUUGGGCCCGAGAUUUGCUGCCACUUCUGAGACAAUCAGGCCUGGAAUUUGAAGAGUUGAAGCCGCGUGAAUGGUUGAAUCGUCUUCGCAAUUCGAACCCUGAUCCCAAAGCAAACCCACCCAUCAAACUUGUCGAGUUCUUUGCGAGCAAAUAUGACCAUGACCCACCUAGUCGGGUUCUUCUCUACAGUACACAGCAGGCACAAGCCGCUGCACCUGCUCUGCGCCAGGCUGGUGGUCUGACGGCCGAAUUAGUGACACGCUAUAUCAAGUACUUCCGUACUCAAUGCUGGACGAAGUCUAAGCUCUCAAGUCUCUCAGUUCGGUCCCGGGAAGUGGUCUUUUUGACCGGCCCAUGUGGAUGUGGUAAGAGUACGGCCGCACAAGCAUUAGCACAGCGAUUCGAUAUUCCCAUCAUCGAGGGAGAUGACUUGCACUCGCAUCUGUCGCGACAGAAGAUGGCCAAUAGCAUUCCUCUGGAGGAUAGUGAUCGUUGGGCCUGGAUCGCCCAUAUCUGUGGCGCGUUGAUGGACAGGUUGCAAAAUUCAACUGCGCCUGCCAUUGCUGUUACCUGUUCCGCGCUGCGAACUGUAUACCGCGAUGAGCUACGGAAGCUACCUCAGCUACUCGAUUUCCCCGUCACAGUCACUUUCAUUGCCCUCUCCAUCAAUGAUCAAGCUCAGUUGAACAAGCGCCUCGUUGCUCGUUCUGCAGCGGAGGAUCAUUAUAUGCACUCGACAAUGGUUGAACCACAGCUUGCUGUCCAAGAGCCUCCUACCCGCUUGGAGAAUGAUGUUAUUGUGCUGGAUUCAAGCCAGUCAAAAGAUCGAAUGAUUCAGGCUGUGGAAGAUACUGUGCAGCGAAUCCUGGAGCUCUAG
Molecule: messenger RNA, 3723 nt
Organism: Penicillium antarcticum
Lineage: Eukaryota; Fungi; Ascomycota; Eurotiomycetes; Eurotiales; Aspergillaceae
Product: putative NRPS-like enzyme
Exons: 3
Coding region: 1-3723 (1240 amino acids)
Biological process (GO): carbohydrate metabolic process
Molecular function (GO): phosphopantetheine binding; kinase activity
Source: RefSeq, a predicted model, not a curated record